AUGCCUGAUCCUAAUGAAGAAAUAUGGAGAGCUUCAGAAAAAGUGUUUAAAGAAAAAUGGAACUUCCCUCAUUGUGUUGCUGCAAUCGAUGGGAAGCAUGUCCGUAUUAAGGCACCGGCUCAUAAAGGUUCAGAAUUUUUCAACUAUAAAAAAUAUCACUCGGUUGUUUUGCUAGCACUAGUAGAUGGAAAUAAAAAAUUCAUUUGUGUUGAUGUUGGGCAAUAUGGAAGAGUUAGUUAUGCAAGUGUGUAUAGUAACAGCACUAUUGGAAAACGUUUAACAAGCUUAAAUAUGGGUAUACCUCCAGAUGAAGAUUUAGCAGGAAGAAAUUUACCCUAUGUAAUAGUUGGUGACGAGGCAUUUCCUCUUAAAAAAUAUCUCAUGAGACCUUAUCCCAGAAGUGCCCGGCGACUUAGCGAGGAUGAACGUAUUUUCAACUACAGGCUCUCAAGAAGCAGAAAUACUGUGGAAAAUACUUUUGGUAUCCUUGCAAACACUUGGAGAGUAUAUCAUAGCCCAUUAGAAUGUCGAAUUGAACUCGCAGAUAAAGUCAUUUUAGCUACUGUUGUUCUCCACAAUUACACACGUCAAUUAACUACUCAAACCAAUCUAGCGACUGUUGAAGAACAAAUCAACGAAACUAACGUGUUUAUGCCAAUACGAAUUGGUACCUCAUCGAAUUCAAGUAGAGAAGCUUUAAAUGUCCGAAAUUUAUUCAAAGAAUAUUUUAUUUCCAAUGAAGGUCGCGUUGAAUGGCAGCAAAGAAUUGUGAAUCGUACAGCUUAA
This is a messenger RNA of Macrosiphum euphorbiae (potato aphid), 786 nucleotides long. The record is from the annotation of a GenBank genome assembly. Lineage: Eukaryota; Metazoa; Arthropoda; Insecta; Hemiptera; Aphididae.